Messenger RNA from Fusarium oxysporum Fo47, 1329 nucleotides. RefSeq names its product Six-hairpin glycosidase-like protein. Lineage: Eukaryota; Fungi; Ascomycota; Sordariomycetes; Hypocreales; Nectriaceae. Gene Ontology annotation, biological process: polysaccharide catabolic process. The record is from RefSeq and is a predicted model, not a curated record. The transcript has 5 exons. Bases 1 to 1329 code for a protein of 442 amino acids. Gene Ontology annotation, molecular function: chondroitin hydrolase activity.
AUGAAGCUCUCAGAAACGAUGCAGCCUAGCCAGGUAUUGGCGACGAAGCGCAAGCUUCCUAUGUCGGAGAGCCAGUACACAAAUGGUGCGAAGAGAAAUGGGACGGAGAGAACAAAAGCCGACGUGAAGAAAUCGCUAUCUAGCGAAUUCAAGCAUCUUGAAAUUCUGUUCUCCCCAUCCGUUGAGAUGAAGAUAUGGGCUGUCGCUGAGAGAAGCCUCAACAUGCCAGAGCCGCCUACUUGGUUUCCGGAAUAUACCAAACCAGGAAGCACUGAAUAUGCUUCUAAAUGGUGGACGGAGAGCCUUCACCAAAACGGGUCUCUCAUGGGCACGCACGAUCUGGGAUUCAUGAUUUGCCCCUGGGCCCGUUUGCAGUGGGAUCUCCAUCGUGACCCAAAGGCGUUCGACACAUUAAUGACGGCCGCCAACACCCUAGCAGACCGUUUCUCGGCAAAGGUCGGCUGCAUACGAUCAUGGGAUGUGUGUCAAACAAAGGUUUAUUCGUUUACAGACCCAAGCAAGGACUUUCUUGUUAUUAUCGACAAUAUGAUGAACCUCGACCUCCUCUUCUGGGCAGCAUCCGAGGCCUCUUCCCAAGCUGACUCAACUCGGUUCUUCGACAUCGCGAUGGCCCAUGCUCGCACAUCGAAAGAGUACCUUAUUCGUGCCGACUGGUCAAGCUACCACGUUGCCAACUUCGACCCUUCGACUGGCACUCUCAAAGAACGCCUCACGAACCAGGGCUACAGCCAUACAUCAUGUUGGUCGCGAGGUCAGGCGUGGGCAAUUGCAGGGUUUGCAAAGUCUUAUGAAUGGAGUGGCGAUAACUCUUUUCUUGACACGGCCAAGAACUGUGCCGAUUACUUCUUGGGGAGAUUACCUGAUACCCAUAUCCCGCCCUGGGACUUUGACGCACAAGAGGAGUCUGGUGCUACUACGCAACCCCCAGAUACAAGCGCAGCCAUGGUCGCUGCUUACGGCAUGCUGCUCAUCCACCAAUCCCUCCAGAGUUGCUCCGAGCCAUCUCCGUAUCUCGGCCAUGCCCUACGGAUAGUAGAUUCUGUUUGCGAGAGACACUUGAACCCUGCCGCCAGUCAGAAACAGGACCUGGGGACGAUUCCUACAGUGGAAAAUGGCCGUGCCACUAUUGUCAAGUGUGUUGAGACAGCUGCAGGGCUCGGAGAUACCAUCCUCAACGGAGCGACUAUCAACAAUUUCGAAUUUGCUCCUCGUCGCUGGGCUGAUCAUGGGCUUGUGUAUGCUGAUUACUUUUUUGUCCUGUUUGGAAACAAGCUUUUAGAAAUGAAUGCAUUGAGGUCACUAGCAUAG